AUGCCUUUACCUGUAUUGGCUAGAAAAAUGCAAAAAUUAGCCUCCCAACAAUUACACCAACUUAAGCAGCUUUUAACAGGCAGAGGAUUUAUAAAAUUUAAACGUUUGUAUAAAAUAAAAGGAGAACUUGGACAGGGAGGGUUUGGGAUUGUUUACAAAGGUGUUAGAUUGUCUGAUAUGUUGCCUGUAGCCGUCAAAUUCAUCGAACGUCGACAUGUCCGUGAAUGGGGUCGUUUGGCAGAACAACGGGUUCCUAUGGAAAUUUGUAUGUUAACACGUUGUAAUCAACUAUCAGGAGUUAUAACCUUAUUAGACUGGUUUUCACUACCAGAAGGCUAUUUAUUAGUAAUGGAAAGGCCAACUCCCUGUAUAGAUUUAUUCGAUUUUAUUCAACAACAAAAAUAUUUGGACGAAUCCUUGGCUAAAUAUUUAUUUUCCCAAAUUGUAAAAACUAUAUUAGAUUGUUCAAAAUUGUUGGUAUUACAUAGAGAUAUUAAAGACGAAAAUAUUUUGUUGGAAUUAAAUACUGGGAGAAUUAAAUUAAUUGAUUUUGGGGCUGCUACUUUGUUAAAGAAAAGUCGUUAUCAAGACUUUCAAAGUACGAGGCUUUAUUGCCCUCCAGAAUGGUUUCUCCAUUCUCUCUAUUUGGGACAAGAAGCAACAGUAUGGUCAUUAGGUGUAUUGCUUUAUAAUAUGUUGAAUGGAAGGCUACCUUUUCUAAAUGAGAGGGAUAUUUGUACUUCACAUUUACUUGGACCUUUACCUUUUUAUGUGCCCGUUUCUAGAGAAGCUCGCGAAUUAUUAACUCAAUGUCUCAAUUUCGACCCAUUUUCACGUCCAACAUUAGAACAAUUAUUAACACAUCCAUGGCUCACCAAAACGGAAAUAGAAUGGAAUAAAUUAAAUGAACAUUAUAGAAAUGGGGAGGAUGAAUAUUUUGAAGACGAAGAAAAUAUAAAACAUUUGAAUGAAUCUGGAUUGGCUAGUGAAGAAUAUUCCUAUAAUAGUAAGGGAAGGGAAGAGGGUAAAUCACACAAAAUGUUUGGUGGUUGUUACAGUAUGGCUCUACAUGUUAAUGCAAUACCCAAAAUAUGGGCUCAAAAUUCAUCCCUAACCAACAACAGACGGAAUGCCUUAACAGCACACUUUGGAUGUCAAAAACACCGAAAAGAAGAUGAAAGUGAAGAAACCCCUCCCUACAGUAUUCUACGCCCAGGACUACGGCAAUUCGAGCUUUCCCCUCACAAACAAGAAGAAACGGAAGCUGGGGGUUCUGUGGACUCUGGUACUUCCUCAGCUCUACAUUCACCGAGAAUUAUGCUAAAUAAUCCUAAAUUUUGA
Meloidogyne enterolobii is the source of this 1341-nucleotide messenger RNA. Lineage: Eukaryota; Metazoa; Nematoda; Chromadorea; Rhabditida; Meloidogynidae. The record is from the annotation of a GenBank genome assembly.